Molecule: messenger RNA, 5421 nt
Organism: Eleginops maclovinus (Patagonian blennie)
Lineage: Eukaryota; Metazoa; Chordata; Actinopteri; Perciformes; Eleginopidae
Gene: spef2
Product: sperm flagellar 2
Biological process (GO): sperm axoneme assembly
Cellular component (GO): sperm midpiece; manchette
Molecular function (GO): protein binding
Source: RefSeq, a predicted model, not a curated record
AAGGCACCGUUGGGAUAUCCUCUGCUGUUUUUCAACAGUUAUUAUCGAGCUCCUUCGAUUAACUUCGACUUAAUGUCCAUUAUUAUGAAGUAGUAUCGUCUGGAUUUUCAUUUAAAGACAUAAGAUGACGGAUAUUUUGUGCAGAUGGCUGAACGAGGAACUCAAGCUGUCAAAAGCGAUUGAGCCAAAGGCCUUUGCCAAGGAUUUCUCCAGUGGCUACCUACUUGGGGAAGUUCUUCAUAAAUAUCAGAUGCAAAAUGAUUUCAGUAUGUUUAUGAAAAAAGACACCUCCAUCUCCAGACUGAAUAAUUUCACCCGCAUUGAGCCCACACUCAAGUUACUUGGGAUCUCCUUCAACCUGAACACAGCGCAGGACCUGAUGCAGGAGAAGCAGGGUGUUGCCACACGCCUCCUCUACCAGCUCUUUGUCACACUUGAAAAGAAGAAGAAAGCAGACAUCAGCGGCACAUUGAUGGAAAUCAUGCAGAAAAAGGAGCAUGAAAUCUACUCUGAUCAACUGCAUCAAGUGGUAAAGCGUGAUGCAGAGCUAAAACUAAAGAAAAUUUCGCAGCACUAUGAAGAGAAGUGCCAGCAAAUGGACAACAGGUUGGAGAUUACCCGUCCCAUCCAGCAACAGAGACCACUCAGAGUCCAGGAUGAGAAGAGAAUGAACAACAGUGAGAAGUUGCUGGUGUUUCGUCAGAAGCAAAAACACAUCAUGACUUGUAAUCAGGCCACUAAUGUUCAGGUGCCCAAGCCACCUGCCUACACUUCACAGUUCAACCUUAAAAGGAGGCAUCAACAGCAGCACCGCAAGGAACAAGAAGCGCAGACUGUCAAGACUGAAAUAGCCCAGUUUGAGACGAGGAAGAAAUUGCUUACUUAUGGUGCUCCUUCCUCUUCAAGUGGUCAGCCUGUCCCUAGAGAUUGUGUUCCUGGUGGUUGCAGCCAGGGCUGUGAGGUCCCUGGAAGUGGAACUAAGCUGACAUUACAAUCUAAUAGCAAGUAUAUACAGAAUAUCCGACAGAGGCUGGAGGAAAGUGCUGGAGCUCGUGAGCAGAGAGAGAAAAGACGGGACAGAUUCCUGGUGGAGCAGCUCAAGGCCCAUGAAGCUCAAGAGGAUGCCCGGCGAGAUGAGCAGCUGGUGAAGCGUCUGACACGUCAGACCCAGCAGGAGCAGCGUUUGGCAGCGCAGCUUCUUCAGAUACGCAUGCAGAAGGAUGUGAUACGGGAGAACCGCCUAUUCAGAGAGCAGCAGUACCAGCAGCGGAGAGAGAAGGACUUCCAGGAAGCUCUGGAGAGGGAGGCGGCUUUGGCUCAGCAGGCUAAAUUGGACCGUGCCGAAGAUAUCCGAAAGGAGCGUGAACUCUGUAAGAGGAAUGCUGCUGAGCGAGCUCAGAGCAGAUUCAAGAAGCACUUUAAGAGCUGCAAGGACAUUUUGGAGCAGAUAGUGGACUUGGCCACCAAGGUUGGCGAAUAUCGACAGCUCACUGAGAAUCAGAUUCCAGAGAAGUCCAUGAGAGAGUGGAAAGAAUUGCUGUUCAAUGGUCUGCCUCUCUAUGAGCCGAUAAAUUCCCAGCAGCCUGAGUUUGAGUUCACUCCCCCACUAGAUCCUGUAGAACUUGAGAAGCAUGCGAUCCUGAACAACCAGGACUAUGAUGAAUACACCAACAUGGUAGAUGAGUGGGCAUGGCCAGAGGAAGCAGGGGAGGCCAAACUACCCCUGACCAACAACAACAUUCUUGGACACGUUGUCCUACGACUGAGGAACAUGGUUCAUCAACCCAUCAUAAAACCCUCCUCCCCUUCAUUACCUCACUUUGCCUUUAAGGCCUGUGUCCUGGGAAAGCUUUGCUCUGGCAAGACCACCUGCCUGGCCAAGUUGGCUGAAGCCCAUGGCAUCUAUGUCUUAUCAGCGGACACGCUCAUUGAAGAGGCGCUGAAUGCUCACAGAAAUGGAGAAAAGGUUUGUCAGAUACAAGAAGAAGAGGAAGGCAAUGAGCACUUGUUCACAUCCUGCACAUCCCUGGAUCCUGACCUCGAAACUGAAGAGAGAAGUAGAAAGAACACCUUAACACUGUCUACCCGGGCCAUGCAAGGAGCGGCUGCAGACAAAGAGCUGAGGAAAGGCAACCCCAUCCCUUAUGAUCUGGUAGUGGACAUCAUAGUAGAGGCUAUCAGGCAGGUUCCAGCUCAGUCAAGAUGGAUCCUGGAUGGCUUUCCUUUGGACAUCACCCAGGCCUACCUGCUAGAGAGAGCCCUGGGUGGGUGUGCAGAUGUAGGGAGUUGUGUUGUGAACAGCAGGACAAACCUUGCUGCUGAUCCUAAUCCACCCAAACCUCCAACCCCCCCACCUCCUGUACUGGACCUGGCUCUGCUGCUGGAUAUCCCUGAUGAGUGUGUGAUCAGACGUGCUUUCAGUCAUGCGGAUCGAGAUAGUGCUGCUGCUACAGCUGCCUGUCCCAAAGACAGGACCUUGUAUCUGGCACAGAUUCCUCACAGAAUUGCAGCGUUUGAAGACACCUGGCCCAAACUACAGGAUUGGUUUGGUGAAAAGCAAAACAUUUUGGUCCGUAUUGAUGCAGAUGUGGACGAGGAGGAGCUUUAUAAAGGGAUGGAGUCUGUCCUGCAGCAAGUGUUGAUGCAACCACAGGAAGCUCUUGCUACUCCUCCUGUUGAAGAUGUAAUGUUGGACAGUUGGAAAGCUCCUGACUCCCCCUAUUCAGCUAAACUUCAACCUGUAGGCCAACCUCAGGACGUGUCACACGAAGCCCCCGGCCCUACAGAGUCCUACACCAACAUUAGUGGGGAAACAGCCCAAAGUCUGAAGUCCCUUUCCAAAACAAGCUCUAACUCCCCAAGAGGGCACUCUAGGAAGGCAUCCAUGUCCUCAGUGAUCAACGAAGACUCUCAGGGGGUCCCAAUAAACCCACCUGAGUCUCCCUGCCCAGGUUCUUCCAGCUGGGAAUAUGUGGAUGAACCCCUUCCUCCAGAAGUCCCAGGGUUAAUUUGCCCCCAUUGGGACACAGUGUGUGAUUCCUAUGUGAAGAACGUAAAGACAGUAAUGCAGCAGAUGCGCUCACAAGGCAAUGUUAUUAACAAUCACCUAUUCAAUAUCAGAGAGGACUACAAGCAUUACCUGGGACGUCCUGACUUAAGGCAGGAGUUAGUGUCUCAUUGGCAAAAGGACUUCAACAGCAUACCUGACGAUAUGAAAGACGAGGAUACCAAAGCAGAGCUACAUCUGAGACUGGAUGAACUGCGUGAACGUCUAUGGGACAUUAGUGACAAGCGUAAGGAGGAGGACGAGCAAGAGAGGGCUGCUCUCAUGGGGGACGGCUGGUUGGAGGAACACAUGGUCAUCCUCAUCAACUACCACUCUAAGCUCAUGCAGGUCGAGUUGGACCGUUUCCAGGAUACACUCUGUAUUCUAAGAGUCUACUAUUUGAGCAUGUACAGACAGGUGCUGCCUGAGCUACCCCCCAGGUUGGCUUGUAUCUCCCUUCUGGACUCCCCAGAAAUGAAGGAUCUGGACGAGAGGCAAGAAACACACUAUUCAUAACAACCUAAAUAUGUCAGAAACAAAACUACAAAACUUCCCCACACCAAGGAGAAAAUCCAGGAUCAGACAGAAACUGUCAAGCUUCUCCAAGAUAAACUGAUCUCUGGCUACACAGAGUCACUCAGAGGCAUCAGCAAAUUGGUAUCAGCAGAAGCCCAUCAGGGGGAGAUGAAAGAGCAUAAGGAGAAACCACAAGAGAAGGAGAGGGCACAGGUCUCUGCAGGUGCAAAUAAAAAAGCAAAAGGGAAGCAGUCAUCAGCAAAUAAGAAAGGUCCAUCAUCCCCUCCUCCUGAACCCAGCCCCACAGCAGCUGAGACUCAUAAUAAGGAAGUCAAACAGAAAGUACAUAAAGAGUAUGCUGCCACACUGGCUCAAGAGGAGAAUGCAGCAAAAGUGCGCAUUGCGCUGGUAAAAGGUCAUGGUCUGAGGACAGUGCAGUCACUGCAAUGCGGAGCAGAACAGACUUCAAGCAACAUGGAGAAGUGGUUAGAAACCCACUAUCUUGCAGGGAUGAAAAGUAUUGAUCAACUAUCAGAAGUGAUCCGCCACCACAUAGAGGCUGGUGCUAAGUUGAAAUAUGAACUGGUGUUGGAAUGUACUGACUUCUACCUGAAUGGAGACUGCCUCAUGGUGGCUAGCCCGGCUCCCCCUCCCCUUCCACCUCCUCUGGAGAAACCCACAGGUUCCACCCCAACCAUCACCCAGCUACAGUCCCUCCACAAACAGCUAUGCAACAUUGCUCCAUCAGGCCUCAUAUCCAGUUCUGAGUUCUACAGUUUGCUCAGGGAUCUCAUAGGUGUUACACUGGGCAGAAACACCUUACCUGAGGAAUGGAUUAAACAGAGUGAAACACAGUUGACGGAGAUUGUAUCGCUGCUGACAGACGAAUAUGAACUGAUAGACUGGCAUAGAUUUCUGCUCAGUGCUGCCCUCCCUUGGCCAUUUCCCUCCCUAUCACAGCUGCUGACUGUGCUACAACGUUUCAAGGCAGCAGAUACUGGAAACACAGGCUAUAUAAACGAGGAGCAGUACCUACAGACCGAGCUGUGGUUUUCAAGUGAGAGUGUCCUGCUCGUCCCAGAAGACCCCUCAGAGUCUCUACCUUAUGACCGCCUGGCUAACCUACGCAAGUUUUUUUUCCAGUUGUUUGCGGACCACUCUUUCUCUCUACCUCGACUGGACUAUUUUACCAUGCUGCAGUACUUUGCAGCCGACCCUAACCCCAGACAGGGCUUCAUCAGAGCCCUCAGUCUAGUGCUAGGACAACACCUCAAACGCUCCUCCCAGGGACAUCUUGUCAAGUCGAUGCCCAGUAUAGAAGAGGCUACAGAGUUGGAUAGAGAUUUCUACAAAGAAGAAGAGACUCCGUUAGCAUCAAGCAGUUUGUUGGGGGAGCAGGAAGUGUCCAUCGCUGCUCUCGUUGCUGUCAUCUCCCACAAAGUCACCAAAAUGAAGGGCGUCAACCACCUUCCUCCAGAUUGCCUGAGUCAAGAGGAGCACACUGAGCAACUGGUGCAUAUAUUCAGAGAGCUGGGCUACAUGCCUGAGGACUGUAUCCCCUUCUCUGUUCUCUCUCUGCACCCUUUCAUCCAGGAUUUGAUGGAGACCUCAACACACUUCCAGCUUGUAAACAUUCAUAGAGUGCUACCGGCUCUUCAGGAUGAAGGAGAGGCUAACAGCUUGACAGUUUCCUAAGGAAUGGCAAAAAUACGUUCUGCUGCACCUUGAAAAUCUCUUUUAUCAAGGAAAUGCAAAAGAAGUGGCCUUUUGCCAUUUUAAAGUACUCUUGACACAGUUACUUUUGACAUCAUCGAUUAAAUCUAUUGCUUAUCUCAAUUUUGAAUAAACAUAUUUACAAC